Molecule: messenger RNA, 381 nt
Organism: Bathycoccus prasinos
Lineage: Eukaryota; Viridiplantae; Chlorophyta; Mamiellophyceae; Mamiellales; Bathycoccaceae
Exons: 1
Coding region: 1-381 (126 amino acids)
Source: RefSeq, a predicted model, not a curated record
AUGGGGGCAUCAUCAUCAUCGUCGUUGACGGAAGCGGAGAUCGACAAACUGACCGCGUCGAAGUUGAGAAAACUUUUAGAUGCGAAAGGAAUCGCGCACGAGAAGAAAGAGUUAAAAGCGGCUCUGGCGGCGAAAUUGAAAGACGCGAUGAGGAAAGAAAAAGAAGGAAAAGAAGAAGAAGAAGAAGAAGAAGAAGAAGAAGAAGAAGAAGAAGAAGAAGAAGAAGAAGAAGAAGAUUCAGACGAAGAAGACUUCGACGAGUACGAGGACGACGGAUCCGUGGAAUGGAUGUUGAGAAUGCACCAAAAGAUCGCGCGACCAAAAAACAAAAGAGACUGGGAAAUCCGCGAAAGCGUCCUGUCAGGUGGAGGCAUUCCCUGA